Molecule: messenger RNA, 770 nt
Organism: Ochotona curzoniae (black-lipped pika)
Lineage: Eukaryota; Metazoa; Chordata; Mammalia; Lagomorpha; Ochotonidae
Gene: TMEM186
Product: transmembrane protein 186
Exons: 2
Coding region: 40-669 (209 amino acids)
Cellular component (GO): mitochondrion
Source: RefSeq, a predicted model, not a curated record
CCGGAGUAGGGCAGGGAAGACUGGCGGGGCCGUGGGGUCAUGGCUGCCCUCCUCCGAGCCGUGCCCAGGUGCCAGAGACCAACUGCCUGGAGAAGGCUGUGGUCCUGCAGUGGGCAGGAAGACCCCAAGAGGUGGGCAGGCAGCAGGUCUCCCACCACCCAGGAGACUCCAGCGGGCGUGGAGAGCGAGAAAUUCCAGAUGGUCUACCGCUUGCACGCCAUCCGGGCCUUUGGGUACCUGUCUCGGCUGAAGGUGGCCCAGACUGCCCUGACAGUGGUGGCCUUGCCGCCCGGCGUCUACUGGUUCUCACAGGGCCUCAUGAGUCUCCACUCGCUGUGCCUCCUGACUGGGGUGUCAGGCUUCGCGCUGGCCAUGCUAUGCUGGAUGAGCCACUUCUUCCGGAGGCUCGUGGGCAUCCUGUACGUGAACGAGUCGGGCACCGUGCUGCGGGUGGCUCACCUGACCUUCUGGGGCUGGCGGCAGGACACCUACUGCCCCGUGGCCGACAUGGUCCCCCUGUCAGAGACGAAGGACCGGCCCCAGGAGCUGUUCGUGCGUCUCCAGCAGUACAGCGGGAAGCACACCUUCUACCUCUCCCUGCGCUACGGCCGCAUCCUGGACAGAGCGCGAUUCACACAGGUGUUCGGGGAGCUGGACUCACUCAGGUGAACAGCCAGGCCUCUGGGAAGCCCUGGGGCACUGGAUUGAUGAUGGAAAAGGCCAGCAACGGAGGUGGCCUUCUGGAGGUUCUGUCAGAGCCCGUGUGAGGA